AUGAAUGAUCGAAAACUUGAAAAAACUGGUUCGGCGGAAAAAGAAAAAGAGAAGGAGGAUAAAGAUAAAUUGCUCCGACUAACCAAUGAUUUUUUGGUGAGUUAUUGAAAAUAUCCAAUUUUUAUGAAUAUUAUAUUUUCAUAGGAUCCUGAAGAUGCUGAAACUUCCUCUUUACGAGUUUUGGAUAGCGAAACAGUUUUCAGCACGCAGAUUGAACUUGUGAAGGCUCCUCAAAAAACACCUGUUUGA
Messenger RNA from Caenorhabditis angaria, 249 nucleotides. The record is from the annotation of a GenBank genome assembly. Lineage: Eukaryota; Metazoa; Nematoda; Chromadorea; Rhabditida; Rhabditidae.